AUGGCAGAGAAGGGCAUGGAUCCCGCCUGCGUCUCCAUCGCCCUGGAGGACACGGUGUGCCACGCCAGCCCCCCGGAUGCCCCGCUGCUCACCACCCACCUGAAGAAGGUGGAGAACCACAUCACGGAGGCCCAGAGGUUCUCCCACCUCCCGAAGCGCUCGGCCGUCAACAUCGAGUUCAUCGACCUGUCCUACUCCGUGCGCGAGGGCUCCUGGUGGAGGAAGAGAGGGUACAAAACUCUCCUCAAAUGCCUGUCAGGGAAGUUCUGCCAGCGGGAGCUCAUCGGGAUCAUGGGGCCCUCGGGCGCCGGCAAGUCCACGCUGAUGAACAUCCUGGCUGGCUACAGGGAGACGGGCAUGAAGGGGCAGAUCCUGGUGAACGGCCGGCCGCGGGAGCUGCGCACCUUCCGCAAGAUGUCCUGCUACAUCAUGCAGGACGACAUGCUGCUGCCGCACCUCACCGUGCUGGAGGCCAUGAUGGUCUCCGCUAACCUGAAGCUGAGCGAGAAGCAGGAGGUGAAGAAGGAGCUGGUCAACGAGAUCCUGACGGCGCUGGGGCUGCUGGAGUGCUCCUACACCCGCACCAUCUCGCUCUCGGGGGGGCAGCGCAAGCGCCUGGCCAUCGCCCUGGAGCUGGUGAACAACCCCCCGGUCAUGUUCUUCGAUGAGCCCACCAGCGGCCUGGACAGCGCCUCCUGCUUCCAGGUGGUGUCCCUGAUGCGCUCCCUGGCGCAGGGCGGCCGCACCAUCAUCUGCACCAUCCACCAGCCCAGCGCCAAGCUCUUCGAGAUGUUCGACAAGCUGUACAUCCUGAGCCAGGGCCAGUGCAUCUUCAAAGGCGUCGUGACCAACCUCAUCCCCUACCUGAAGGGCCUCGGCCUCCACUGCCCCACGUACCACAACCCCGCCGACUUCAUUAUCGAGGUGGCCUCAGGAGAGUACGGGGACCUCAACCCGGUCCUGUUCCGCGCCGUGCAGAACGGCAUGUGCACCAUGGCCGAGAAGAAGAGCAGCCCUGAGAAGGCCGACCCGUCGUGCCCGGCGCACUGCGUGGCGGACGUUGACCACAUCGAGAGCCACACGUUCGCCACCAGCACCUCCACCCAGUUCUGCAUCCUCUUCAAGAGAACCUUCAUCUGCAUCCUGCGGGACACGGUGCUGACCCACCUGCGGUUCAUGUCCCACAUCUGCAUCGGGGUGCUGAUCGGGCUGCUCUACCUGCACAUCGGCAACGACGCGGGCAAAGUCUUCAACAACACCGGCUUCCUCUUCUUCUCCAUGCUCUUCCUCAUGUUCGCCGCGCUGAUGCCCACCAUCCUCACCUUUCCCCAGGAGAUGUCGGUGUUCCUGCGGGAGCACCUCAACUACUGGUACAGCCUGAAAGCCUACUACCUGGCCAAGACCAUGGCCGACGUGCCCUUCCAGGUGAUCUGCCCCAUCGCCUACUGCAGCAUCGUCUACUGGAUGACGGGCCAGCCCCCCGAAGCCACGCGCUUCCUCCUCUUCUCCGCCCUGGCCACCGCCACGGCCCUGGUGGCUCAGUCCCUCGGGCUCCUCAUCGGAGCUGCCUCCACCUCGCUGCAGGUGGCCACCUUCGUGGGCCCCGUCACCGCCAUCCCCGUCCUGCUCUUCUCGGGCUUCUUCGUCAGCUUCAAGACCAUCCCCACCUACCUGCAGUGGAGCUCCUACGUCUCCUACGUCAGGUACGGCUUCGAGGGCGUCAUCCUCACCAUCUACGCCAUGGAGCGCGAGGACCUGGAGUGCCUCGAGGACUUCUGCCCUUUCCAAAAGCCCAUCAAGAUCCUGCAGGAGCUGGACGUGGAGGAGGCCAAGCUCUACCUGGACUUCCUCAUCCUGGGCAUCUUCUUCGUCAUCCUGCGGCUCCUGGCUUACCUGGUGCUCAGGUACAAGGUCAAGUCAGAGAGAUAA
Messenger RNA from Cygnus atratus (black swan), 1929 nucleotides. Its product is annotated as ATP-binding cassette sub-family G member 4. The record is from RefSeq and is a predicted model, not a curated record. Gene Ontology annotation, cellular component: plasma membrane. The coding region runs from base 1 to 1929 and encodes 642 amino acids. Lineage: Eukaryota; Metazoa; Chordata; Aves; Anseriformes; Anatidae. Gene Ontology annotation, molecular function: ABC-type transporter activity; ATP hydrolysis activity; ATP binding. The transcript has 14 exons.